AUGGACGUGAAGCGCAAGGGCCCUACUGUGCUUGUGGCCGAGCCUGAGAUGAAGCGUGGCUGCAACCACGCUGAGUCCUCCAAAGGCAGUUGCCCAUUCUGCGUCUUCGACAACGUAUAUAGCCACAACACCAACGACUGCCAGGAUCUGAAGGCAAUCCGUGAUGGGAGGAUCAGCCGCUGUCCCGAGCGCAACAACCGUGGCUACGGCCGCGGAGGAGGCCGCGGUGGAGGCCGCUGGGAUAACUGCAACACCCGCGAAGGCUGGCGUGAUCGGCCUUGGCGCGAGACUGAAAUUGGCCCAGUUGCGCGCGUACCGCGCGAGAGGCCCGCGAAAAGUUUGCACCAAAUAGCCGCCGCCCCAAAUAGGUCUUCCCCAAAUCGAACCCUCAUCCACACUGUCCUCUCCCACACCAACGCCGCCGCCCCCGCCCCCGUCCUCGUCCGCCUUAGAUCUCCACCGCCGACGACGACCCCCAUCGGUGUCGAUGGCGCCCGGUGCGUCGAGGUCGACGUCGCCUCCUUCCAUAGUCAUGCGAGGUCGAAUCCUCGGCUCCCUCCCUUCGACACCACCGACGGUGUGUCGAGGUCGAUCCGUCGAUGUCGCCCCCCUCUCCCGCACCAGACCCCACGGAGAAAUCUGAGCCUCCUCCAUUGGCCUGCGAGCGUGGCGAUGACAAGCGCUAGAGGAACCGUUGCUGCUUGGCUCCUCCACUGUCUCAGGGUCGUCGCGCCACCACCAUGCUGUCGCGCUCCGAUUCUCCGCGGCCCUCCACGGCUCGGCGCUGACGAGGACCGACGGGAUCCCCGCCACUGCUUCCUCCACCCAGCGGCGAGAGCUGUGCCCGCUCUUCACUACGCCGGCACACCACGCUGCUCAGAUCCGUCAUGGUGGAAACCCGAUACAGACACCUGCGGGUCCACAUCCUCCAUGUCCUCUGCAAUGAAGCAACAGAGCAUCUACCCUCCGCAAUGUUCUUCCCCUGGAUCAAUAGCGCUGCCUCCUUUUCCCCUUUAUUUGUCAGGUUUCCCUACAGAAGUUGAUGGGGGUUUCGAAGAUCUUCAAGCUGCUGAAGAUUUGGGAGAUUCGGAAGAUCUUUAAGCUGUUGAAGAUAUGGUAGAGUGAUUAUGCUUUGUUUGUGGAACCUAUACACUUGCUCUGCUCAUUUUGCCGGUUGUUAGGCCACAAUAUGCUCAUUUUGGUUGUGUGGCACCCCAGAAACAUAUGUUCUUUUGUGGCACACAUGUAGAAACAUAUAUGUAUUGUACCUUUUGUGGCACGACCUGCUUAUAUAUAUAUGGUUGUUAUGUUAA
Messenger RNA from Triticum aestivum (bread wheat), 1313 nucleotides. RefSeq lists its product as uncharacterized. The record is from RefSeq and is a predicted model, not a curated record. The transcript is spliced from 4 exons. Bases 1 to 1101 code for a protein of 366 amino acids. NCBI's taxonomy places the organism in Eukaryota, Viridiplantae, Streptophyta, Magnoliopsida, Poales, Poaceae.